CAUGCUAUAACUUCCGUACCAUGCGGAAGUUGCUAAUGCGCAUGUUCAAAAAGCUGUGGACCACUGGUGUUGGGGGAAAUUGAGCGAAACGCGUUAAAGAUAAUUCUCCUGAAUAUUUCUUUGUAUUCUGCUUUUGUGUCGGUGUUCUACAAAAAACAACCAUGGUGUGCAUUCCUUGCAUUGUAAUUCCUGUCUUACUGUGGGUAUACAAGAGGUUCCUGGAGCCUUUCAUUUACCCCUUCAUUUCGCCUAUUAUUAAUACAUUUUGGACCAAAAAAGCUGUACAAGAGACGGGCACAAGUGACAGUAACAUUGACACCCAGUCUAAUGGAUCUUGUAAGUUGGAAAACAAAGCAACCAUGGCCAAUGGAUCACUUUCACAAGCUGACAAGAAGACAGACUGAGAGAAUUGUAGUGAAUGUUAUGUAAAUAUGUUAGUUGUUGGAGAUAUUUUAGAAAUGUUUUUGAUUUAUUAUCAUGGUUACUUGGGCUCAUUAACAUUAAUUAACAAACUAAUUUAUUAAGAGUAUUUUCUAUGCAUGAUGCAUAAUGAUUAAAUAUAACACCUUAAUUACA
Messenger RNA from Boleophthalmus pectinirostris (great blue-spotted mudskipper), 576 nucleotides. RefSeq names its product UPF0729 protein C18orf32 homolog (gene c21h18orf32). Lineage: Eukaryota; Metazoa; Chordata; Actinopteri; Gobiiformes; Gobiidae. The record is from RefSeq and is a predicted model, not a curated record. Gene Ontology annotation, biological process: positive regulation of canonical NF-kappaB signal transduction. Bases 162 to 404 code for a protein of 80 amino acids. The transcript has 3 exons.